Molecule: messenger RNA, 652 nt
Organism: Tinamus guttatus (white-throated tinamou)
Lineage: Eukaryota; Metazoa; Chordata; Aves; Tinamiformes; Tinamidae
Source: RefSeq, a predicted model, not a curated record
AUGAAACAUUUGGCUUGGGACAGCAGGGCUAGAGCUGACAAGAGGCCCUCCUCUCCAGAAGAGCAACAGAAGCAGAUGACCGUGUGGACGUGCGCGCUUGUCCGCUGGGGCCUGGCACUGCGAGAACGGGAACCGUCUCCCGUUUCCUGCUGCGUUCAGAAAAACAGGGCUGGGCGUGUAUUGCUUGGAGGGAACAGCGCACACACGAGCAGAUCUCUUUCCAAAAGCCAUCUCAGUCGCCCAGAAAUACAGGAGGAAAUCUACAGAAAGGACGACAGGCUCCUCGCUUUGUUAAAGGAUGUUUAUGUUGAGUCUCGAGAUCCCCCUGCGCAGGUAAAAGAUCAAGGUGGUGAAUAUCUUCCGUGCAAACAUGAGGAAAAGAGACUUACAAAACUAGGUCAUUUGGAGGCUCUAGAUGUUAAGAAGGUUCCCAAAGGCAAAAUUUCCAUUGUGGAGGCUCUGACACUUCUCAACAAUCACAAACUUCAUCCUCAUAUAUGGACUGCAGAGAAAAUAGCAGAGGAAUACAGUCUGGAACUGAAGGAAGUAACCUCUCUUCUGGAAUUCUUCAUUCCCUUUUCUAUUCAGGAAUUUCCUACUGAAAGCAGAAAAGCUAUAAAAGCAACAUAAAAAUAAUUACCAAAACCUUGUG